Geodia barretti is the source of this 248-nucleotide messenger RNA. Lineage: Eukaryota; Metazoa; Porifera; Demospongiae; Tetractinellida; Geodiidae. The record is from the annotation of a GenBank genome assembly.
UCAGGGGUUCAAGGGUCAUUGUAUUAGCGACUGUGCGAGGAGCUAGGGAUACUAUGCAACGUGUUCCGAGCAGUUUCCGUUCUACGUGCAUUCCGCCGGCACCACCAAGAAACCCUGUAGAGAGCACCAAUGACAGCAGUACAAUUAGCAAGCUUUCUGCUUGCGAUGCAGGAUAUUUUGCCGACAGAUAUUUGAAGUACUUUGUUGAAAGAACCUCCCGAAGAGCACCACUCAUUAACUGGCCAUAA